Equus caballus (horse) is the source of this 6266-nucleotide messenger RNA. Lineage: Eukaryota; Metazoa; Chordata; Mammalia; Perissodactyla; Equidae. The record is from RefSeq and is a predicted model, not a curated record.
AUAUCAAAUUUCUCAAAAAAAGACAAGAUCAGUAACAGUGCUGUGCCAAGCCAUAUAAGGAGCCUGAGGCAAAAGGAAAAAGUCAGUAAUAUUGAUCCUGUCUUUACUUAAAAUUUUGAUAUUCUGUUCAUUUCCUCACUCUUGUCCAGGCUAGCUGACCUUCUCCACAUGUGACAUUCUGCUCUGAAAAUAGAUAUUAUGGAAAGAAAACUAAUGACAUAAAUUAUCACAACCCCCUGGUGGUAUAGACCGUAUCCUUUCUCCUUGUUCUGGAGACUCUGAGACAGAAGGUACAUAAUAGUUGCUCCACAAAUAUUUCUGAUGAUAAUGUUAAUGGCUAACAUUUAUCAGGCUCUUAAUAUGUCAGGUGCUUUGCCAAAAACUGUUAAAUGCAAUGAUCUCAUUGACUCUUCACAACGAUUCUGUGAGGUAGGUAUAGUAUCACUCCUGUCUUACUAUGCCUGACACAUAUUUGAUUAGAAUUUAACAAAUCAAGGAAGAAAGGCAGGAUGGACAGAUAGAAAGAAUAAUGAGAGAAUGAAAAGUGAUGGGCUUCACACUGUUCCUUAGAAGUCCUGUAAGGAUAACCAGCGAUUCCAACUGCCCAGCAAACACUAUCACCACACUUAAAAGGAUCUGCAGAGAAAGGAAACUAACCUUAAAUGCUUAUCACCUUCUUCCAUAGGGAUUAUUUUUGGUAAUUGAGUUUUUUCAACCCAACAGCUUUUUUGAGAACAUAUUUCUUAAAUUCAUUCAUUCCCAAAUAUUUAUUGAGCAAUUACUAUGUGUUGGGCACAGAUCUAGGUGCUGACAACAUCAUGUGAGUGUAACAAGUAAACAAACACAUAAAUAAAAUCAUACAGUAUCAUCAGUGUUAUUCAGGAAACACACGGGUCUGAGAUGGAGGACAGAGAUGUGACGGGAGCAACUCUAGACAGGUGGGCCCAACAUGAUCAGACCCAGCAAGGCUCAUAACAGUCAAGUUUUUGCAAAUCUAAUCAAUCAAACUCCCUACAGAGCAUGAUAUUUUACAGCUGAAUGACUUACUCAUACGGAGGACAGUUUUGAAAAGCAACACUCAUUUAUUUAUCUUCUAUACACACAGAUCUGUAGAAAAGUUAUUCACGCCAUCAAGGGUUCAAGAACACAGUAUCAGGAAAACGUUGGGAAAUGUUCUGCCUUCUGUCUGCCCCACCCCAUGGGCCCAGAUAAAUGUCUAGAUUUAUGGAAUUCCAGAGGAGCCUCUUGAACCUGACAAUGCCAAGAAGGAGCCUAGGAAUGUACGAUCUUUGAAAGUCGAAAGGAAUUAUGUGCAAAAAGAUGGCAGCCGAGAGAAGCAAGGAGAAGUCACUUACUUUGAUGUUUCUCCUUACUUCUUGUUGCCCAAUCAGCUUCCAAAGGCCAGUGAUGUAGAAAUUCUCCAUUUUUCAAACAACCCCACCCAGCAUAGUGGCACUUUGAUCUCUAAAACAUGAGAGAGGAGCAGUGGACAGUGGAGAAUAUAAAUGGCUUUGAAAGGUCAGUGAGAAAAAAAGAAAUAAACAGGGAGGAAACCAUGUGGAGUUGAAGGGAUGAAAGCAAGCCAUGCUUGAGCUACCUGCCAAAAUUAAAGAUAACUCCCGUGAGAGGCCAUGUUUCACAGAUGAGUGUGCUGUCAUGGUUAUGGGUACCUACCCAUCCUUGUGAUUUCUCUGAGAGAUGGCAUCUUGACUUCCGUGUGCACCUUCCUGGAGAUGCUAAAUACCAGGGCCAGAUUAAUCUCUCAGUUUAGCUUCUUGGAUACAAGAUUUCAGCUCACUUCCAAGCUCUUUCAUCCCUUAUCAAACACCACUCGUUUCCUGGGGCCUUCGUUGAUGUUUUCCUGCUCCAUCUCCUUCCCAUAAAACCCACCUGGUUCCUGCCAACAGCUGGGUUGUGUGUGGAUCUGUGUUUGGAAUACCAAUGACGUGUUCACAAGGCCAUGAGAGCCGUCGGGCAUGAUGAAACAGGGCAAACAGCGCAAAGGAAACAAUGGUCCCUUUUGGACUUUUCAUGCGGGAUCAAAGAGAGUUGGCAAGUGAAAAGAACUUCUAAAAAUAGCCAAAGUCCUUAAAAAGAAAUAAUGCAGAAGGAAACAAGUUUUAUAUCGUCCUAAUGCAGGCUCUGCGAAAACUAGGCCCUGGAAGGCUGGCGCUGGGGCAGGGGAUUAUUUUCUUCCUGCCCUUUGGCUGUGACACCCACUGGGUCCCUUUGCAAAUCCUGGGCCCUGCUCCCCCUCCUGCUUCCUGCGUGGUGCCGGAUGCCUCUGCAGGAAUGUAGCUCUUGGGGCACAGCUGGGGCCUCCGUGGCCCGCUUUCAAGAUCCAGAAUAGACUCUGACAUGUGAAACGAGCUCAAUGGGGCUUACAUUCCUCCUUCGUAUCCAAGCACCUUAAAACCCAAAACCGCACGCUGGGAUUGCUAACCAUUCUUCCAGAGACGCCUGGAUAUCAUCUGUCUGGAAGAAAUCCUUGAAAGCGCCAUAACCAGCAGCUUCUGAGCCAUGGCUGAAGGAGAAAUCACAACCUUCACGGCCCUGACCGAGAAGUUUAAUCUGCCUCCAGGGAAUUACAAGAAGCCCAAACUCCUCUACUGUAGCAAUGGGGGCCACUUCCUGAGGAUCCUUCCAGAUGGCACAGUGGAUGGGACAAGGGACAGGAGCGACCAGCACAUUCAGCUGCAGCUCAGUGCGGAAAGCGUGGGGGAGGUGUAUAUAAAGAGUACCGAGACUGGCCAGUACUUGGCCAUGGACACCGACGGGCUGUUGUACGGCUCACUUAAUAAAUUUACAGCUGCAUUGGAUUCCACUGUAUGGAUGUACCACUCUCCACGUAACCAAUCACCUUUCUAUGGAUACUUAGCAGACACCAAACGAGGAAUGUUUGUUCCUGGAAAGGCUGGAGGAAAACCAUUACAACACCUACACAUCCAAGAAGCAUGCAGAGAAGAACUGGUUCGUUGGUCUCAAGAAGAAUGGGAGCUGCAAACGCGGUCCUCGGACUCACUAUGGGCAGAAAGCAAUCUUGUUUCUUCCCCUGCCCGUCUCCUCUGACUAAAGAAAUCUGUUCUGGGUACUGACCACUCCAGAGGAGCCUGAAGGAGUCCUCACCUGGUUGACCCCAGAUUGUUCCCUUGACCAUUGGCUGCGCUAACCCCUGGCCUACAGAGCCUGAAUUUGUAAGCAAUGCGCUUCUAAAUGCCCAGUUCACUUCUUUGCAGAGCCCUUUACCCCUGCACAGUUUGGAACAGAGGGACCGAAUUGCUUCUAGGGGCCAACUGGCUGGCCAGUCUGGGUCUGGUUUGGAUGUCCGUUGCCUCUGGGCACCUGCUGCAGGCUGAGCCUCUCAAUACAAAGGUGGGGCCAAAGGAAGUGUGUUCAGGGGCUGCCAAGUGGGUCAUCAGUAACUGCAUAUGAUUCCCUCCUCUGAACAAACUCUGUCUGUGAUCCCCCAAACAUCUGGCAUGACUCCCUUUCAUCCUUUCAAUACCCCACAAAUAUUAGCAGAGAAGCUUACAGCUAGGUUAGAGGAAGGCAGCGUUCCAUCAGUACAAACAGGGAUGGAGAAACCCCCCCUCAAGAACAGAAGGGAUUAAAAUGGCCAGGGGAGAUGAGAUGGGAUUUUGGUGGACAACUUAGAGGACCGAUCUCAAUGCCAAAUAAUGGAAGGAUGGGAGGCUCAGCCACAGGAAAGCAGAAUAAACGCAAAGCCCUGGGAGCCGCUACGAUGCCUUGACUUUCCCAAGGUUACCUGGUAGCAGGAAGUCCCCGAAUGGUGUCAGGUGGAGAGCAGGAGAAAUGGGUUCUUGAUAAAAGCAAGGACAUCGGAUGUUGGUAAAUCCGUUUGGGUCCGGGGAGUGGAUGUGGGAGUGAAGAGAAAGAAAGGGAAACACGGGCUGAGGGGAAUCAUGCUCAGGAUGAUUCUAGAAGUGAGAAGGAACGAGAAAGGGAUGUCAUGACUAGUGCUUGGCCACCAGAAAGCAGGGGCUUUGGGGUCCUAGGGCAGUGCUCACAGGUCAUACGGGGAUCUUGUUUGAGUGUAGAUUCUAGUUCAGUGGGUCUGGGGUGCAGGUUUUACAUUUCUAACAUGCUCCCAGGUGCUGUAGAUGCUGCUGCCUCCCCCCAUCCCCACCCCUACCCCCCAUACUUUAAGCACCAAAAUCCCACAGAAGGUUAUUCAAAUGACGGUGGCUCAAACCCCUGACCUCUCUCUUGCCUCAUCCUUAAAAACCGCACCCCCCUGUCUCCCACCCCAGUCUUCCUGAGCAUUUGGGCAGCAUCGGCAGUUACGCUGUGUUAAGGAGCGUGAAUUUAAGGCGCUUUGGCCCAAUGCCUAUUAAAUGCCCAUUUAGAAGAUAUACAAAAGCAUACUUCAAAAAUGUUAAACCCUCACAAACGGCUUUUCCCAAGAGAUCAUUUGUGUUACAAUUACUUGUAUAAAUAUGCUUCCUGCUUAAAGUAAACUUGACCCAAGUGGCUAGCAAAUUAGAAACACCAUUCAUCUCUGACAUAUGAUACUGUUGCCAUGUAAAGGCCUUUAAUAAGCCAUUUAAAUUUACUGUGAGACUGUAUGUUUUAAUCACAUUUAUAAAUAUAUAGCUCAAAGGCAGUUAAACUGCUUAGCAUUCAGCCACUGAGAAUUACAAUAAGAUACAAUGUAUAAGCUACUCAAUUAUCUAUUACUUUUACUACAAUUACCUAUAAAAUGAGAUCUUUCCUUGUUUUCCACUGUGCUGUUACAAAUAUUUUCUUUGGAAAUGGGGACUCUUAAGCAAUGAUAUGAUAAUUGUGGAUAAAAAUUGAUGAGAGUGUUAGCUCAUGUUUUAUAAGGAAUUGAAGUAAUUAUUAAUUGAAAAAUAACUCCUUAGUAAUUGAACUGUCAUAUUUUGAAUGAAAGAAAACAACAAUUUGUGGAAGUUCAAAGCGAUACUGUGAUCGAGGAACUGAACUAAGUUAAAACCAUGGUUAAUAAUCUCAUUCUGCAUUUGAACAGCAAAACAAUUUCAUAACUUUUCUUUGGUUUUGUAACAUGGAUAAUUCUAUUUUAUUUUAGUAAAUCUUUGCAGGCAAGUUGGGGAUAGUGCGAUGUGGCUUCACAUCUCUUUACUAUGAAGAUUUGGCCAGAAAAAGGUAUCCAGAGAGGAAAUCCAAGAUAUUUAUAAUGGUCUAUAAUUUUUAGUGUAUGAAUCAAAUUCAAGUAUAACAUUGGCCAGGAAAAAUUAAAUACUGUUGCUGACCGAUGAGACGGAAGUCUGGUUUCAGAGACCCAAAACAUUGUAGAAGAAACCCUACCGUGACCUGGACAACCUCAGCCCAGUCAUCGUCACGUAUUCAUUCAAUGAAUAUUCAUUAAGUGCCUACUGUGCGCCAGGCACUGUGCCAGGUACUGGGGCCCUGGGAACCUUCUCUGUCUGGUUUGCUGCUGCAGUCUCUCCCAGGGCAUUAUAUUUAUGAGGAAAGAGUCUGUGGAUUCAUUGCUUUCAGUCAAGUAAAAACAGACUGGGUAGGUUUCUGCUGAAUAAACUGCUUUCAGUCAAGUAAAAACAGACUGGGUAGGUUUCUGCUGAAUAAACUGCAAGUCCCAGAAACACAGGUUUGGGAAGAAUUAGCAACUCCCAGGAUAAGAUAAGUCCCCAUGAAAGUGUCAGCGGACAUGGGAAGGUAAACCUAAUGCUUUCAACCGUAGAACCAUAUCAGCUUCUGCAGGACCCCUUUCAAAUCAGGAAGAGAGCCUGUCAGAUCUCAUAAGGAGCUCCCCGCUCCAUUUUGAACAUGCUCUGGUUCCUUAAACGUGGAGCAUUCCUGUUGCUCUUUCUCUUCCUUCAGUAAGUCUUGUCACCAUCUGCCUGUCAUAUGCUUCUCAGGUGAAUUCAUUUUCAGACCAACUGUUGAGUCACCUGACAUUCUGAACAAAGCAUCAGGAGCGUAUAUGCUUUCUAUUGUUCUCGAUGUGGUGGUGGAGGUGGUGGUGAUCUGCUUCCUUGGAAGGGAUAAUAAUUAAAGCCUCCUAUGGCCAACAGUGUGUACUUAUAAAAAUCUGACGGAAGCAUCACGUGUUACUGAAGAUCAAGGUCCUUGCUUUGUGUGGGAGGUGAAAUCCUCAGCCUUGUGGAACAUACUGCUUAAACCAACUGAGCUCAUGGGCUGCAAAGCAGACCUCUGAUGAAGAAGAUGCCUGUCAUUUUACAUCACUGUCUCUCUUUUUUGCACCUUACAAGUAUUAAUAAAUGUUCCACUAAUGGGUGAUAAUA